UCGCUCCAGGGCUGGUCUUCUGCCACGCCCGCUCCUCCUCACAGGCCGCGCCCGCGGGUCCCCGGGGGAGCACCCUCGCACCCCCGCGGCGCGUGGGCCAGGCCGCCCCAUUGCGCAUGCUCGGCGCUGCGCGGGUGGGGAGAACGGUGCCGGGAGGCGGGCGCCGGGACUCGGGUCCCGCGGGGCUGAGGAGGCCUCAGCCUGACGCCGGCCACGCAGCGGCGGGAGAGCGAUCACCGGGGCGGCGGCGUCCUGGAGACCCCGGAGAGAUGGAAGCGGCGGCGGCGCCGGCGGCGGCCGAGGCGGCGAUGCACGAGGAGCUAGAUAUGGAUGUCAUGAGGCCCUUGAUAAAUGAGCAGAAUUUUGAUGGGACAUCAGAUGAAGAACAUGAACAAGAGCUCUUACCUGUCCAGAAGCAUUACCAACUUGAUGAUCAAGAGGGCAUUUCAUUUGUCCAAACUCUUAUGCAUCUACUUAAAGGAAAUAUUGGAACUGGCCUUUUAGGACUUCCAUUGGCAAUAAAAAAUGCAGGCAUAGUGCUUGGACCAAUCAGCCUUGUAUUUAUAGGAAUUAUUUCUGUUCACUGUAUGCACAUAUUGGUACGUUGCAGUCACUUUCUAUGUCAGAGGUUUAAAAAGCCAACAUUAGGUUAUAGUGACACUGUGAGUUUUGCUAUGGAAGUAAGUCCUUGGAAUUAUCUUCAGAAGCAAGCAGCAUGGGGACGGAGUGUGGUUGACUUUUUUCUGGUGGUAACACAGCUGGGAUUCUGUAGUGUUUAUAUUGUCUUCUUAGCUGAAAAUGUGAAACAAGUUCAUGAAGGAUUCCUGGAGAGUAAAGUGUUUGUUUCAAAUGAUACCAAUUCAUCAAGUCUGUGUGAGAGAAGAAGUGUUGACUUAAGGAUAUAUAUGCUUUGCUUUCUUCCAUUUCUAAUUCUUUUGGUCUUCAUUCGUGAGCUAAAGAAUUUAUUCGUACUUUCAUUCCUUGCCAACGUUUCCAUGGCUGUCAGUCUUGUGAUAAUUUACCAAUAUAUUGUUAGGAAUAUGCCAGAUCCCCACAACCUUCCAAUAGUGGCUGGUUGGAAAAAAUAUCCACUCUUUUUUGGGACUGCUGUAUUUGCUUUUGAAGGCAUAGGGGUGGUUCUUCCACUAGAAAAUCAAAUGAAAGAAUCCAGACGCUUUUCCCAGGCAUUGAAUAUUGGCAUGGGAAUUGUUACAACUUUGUAUGUCACAUUAGCUACUUUAGGAUAUAUGUGUUUCCGUGAUGAAAUCAAAGGCAGCAUAACUUUAAAUCUUCCACAGGAUGUAUGGUUAUAUCAAUCAGUGAAAAUUCUGUAUUCCUUUGGCAUUUUUGUGACAUAUUCAAUUCAGUUCUAUGUUCCAGCAGAAAUCAUUAUCCCUGGAAUCAUAUCCAAAUUUAAUGCUAAGUGGAAGCAAAUAUGGGAACUUGGGAUAAGAUCCUUCUUGGUUAGUAUUACUUGUGCUGGAGCAAUUCUCAUUCCUCGGUUAGACAUUGUGAUUUCCUUCGUUGGAGCUGUGAGCAGCAGUACAUUGGCCCUCAUCCUACCACCUUUGGUUGAAAUUCUUACCUUUUCUAAGGACCAUUACAAUAUAUGGAUGGUCUUGAAAAAUAUUUCUAUAGUAUUUACUGGAGUUGUUGGUUUCUUAUUAGGUACAUAUGUAACUGUUGAAGAAAUUAUUUAUCCUACUUCUAAAGCUAUACCUGACUCUCCCCAAAGUCCCUCUCUAAAUUUUAAUUCAACAUGCUUAGCUUCUGGUUUAAAAUAGGGGAUAAAGCAUUGUAUGUCUUUUACUUUGGUCUUAAUUCUGAAAACAAUCAAUAUAGAAAUUAGUGAAAUGCAUUGCCACAUACUUAAAAAUAGUACCAAACUCUCUUUUGUUUUGCCACAAUAUUGAUAGUUUGGUAUAAUUGAUAAUUCUUUACCAAUAGUAGUAAACUGCAAUAGAACCUUGGUUUUAAGUAUUAGCAAUAUUUUUUAAAAACUUAGUUUUUAAAAUAAAAAAAAAAUAUAUAAAAAUUAAGGAAUAGAAAUGUUUCUGUUCUUCCUCUCAGUAAGAAAUACUUAAACCAAGAUUUCUUUUACCUCCAUGCUAGUGUUUUGCCACCUUGUUGAAGAGAGAACAGAAUUUCAACAAGAAGAGAAAUAAGGGCAUAUAUACAUAAAUCUCUCCCCAGGCCUUCCCAGUGAAUGCCAAAGCAAACUUCAUGUUAAUGCAAAAAAAAAAAAAAAACCCACUUUGAUUACAUUUUUAUUAGACAAAUACUCCUGGGAACAGAAAAACUUCUAUUAACAAUAAUGUAAGCAACAGAAAAUCCCAAAAAUCCAGAAUUAUUUUUACAUGACACCAUUAUGGUAGUUGAUCUUCAUAACCACAUCAAGAGGCACUGUGUAAAAUUCUGACUUAAACAGUUUGAGUCAUAUUUGAAAGGGAUUCUAAAGGUUACUGGUACAACUCCCUUAUUUCUCAUGGAGGAAAUGAAUGUGCAGAAAGGUUAAGUUCAUUGGUCAAGAAUAAGAGAACCUGAUCCUCUGACUCUUAGACUAGGAUUUUUAAAAAUUCUCACAUCACAUUCAAGAGAAAGAAUAACUUAUGUUCAGUUGAACUUUAAUGUUGGGACUAUUUCAUGAUAUUUUGAUACUUUGAAAGUGGGAGUGUGAUCUAUGAAUAGUGUAUGUGACCUGAGCAGAAAAUUGGAGAACUCUAGAAGCCUGUUCUAUGGUUGUAUAAAUCUCAACAAGAAAAAGAAGCAUGUUCUUUUAAAUCAGAACAGAAACCACUUGCUUGCCUCGCUGUUGGUUGGCAGAAUGUACCCAGCUAUGCUAAUUGUGUCUUGCACUUUCCUCAUUGUGUGUGUGUGUAUGUGUUGUUGUUUGUUUCCUUUCCUUGGUUUUGUAGGCACUGUUUUCCUUAAUGGCAGAAAAUAGAUAUCUGACAAAAACAGGAUUUAUGGACUCUUUCAGCCCUGUGGUUUUCCUUUUCACAGCCUUUUAUUGAUCUGAACGAGCAGAAUGAAAGAACCGUAAGGGAUUUGUGCUUAGGAAAAAUCAAAACGAUAAUAAAUUGUCUAGUAGGUAUUAAGGCACUCCAGGCUUCUUCCAGAGAAAUACCUUCUAUUAACUCCAUAUUUUUCAAGCCCACUCAUUAACCAAAGGAGAAUCUCAGUUGAAGAAGAAGAGAAAAUUAUUAAGUUUAAAACAUUAAGAAUAGAAUUGUCUCUUGAUUUUUCAAAGAGUUUGUACUUUAAAACAUGAACUUUUACCAUGAGCCAGGUGAUACUCUAAUUUGUAAUAUACUUAAACAUAUUGUCAAGAUCACUGUAAAUAUUCUCUAUUUUUGUAUUUCAUUGUUAACUUAGUUCAAGUAUUUUUGCUUACAUCAUUAACUUGUCAUCAAUUAGUAGCCUAGAGAUAUAGCAGAAACUUUGUUUUGGUACAAAUUCAUAAGAAUCAAAAUUUUUGUCACACUUGCAUUAGGUAUCAACUGUAAUUGUGAUACUUUUAUAUCAAAUCUGUUACAUUGAGCCUUUCAUCAUACUAACAAUGUGGUUGAAGUUACAGGAAAAAUAGUACUCACUGGAAUGAAUAUAAUCUUGAAUCUAAGAAUAAAUUAGGUGUUUAAAAUUUUUAUAAUAAUAUAAAAUGGGUUAAAAUCAUUAUUUAUUGGAAAGAAAUAUUAGGUUUUUGUCAGCUGUCUUCAGAUAAUAUUUCAGUCUUUGAGUGUGAUUUUCUUUUUAUAUAUUCAUGCAUUUUAUUUUCCUUAGGGAAUUGAUCAAAUGCAAUGCAAUUUUGCAUAGUUGAUCAUAGUAAUAAAUUUCCAAUUCAGUACAUGCACAUUGUGAACAACCCGUCAACUAGGCUUUAUCUUAUGCAGUAAGCAUGGCGAAUCGACAUCCAAUGCUAAUACAAGAAAAAAUUGAAAUAGAGAAAUUCUUUGAUUCUUCAGAAGACACACACACAAAGUGUAAAUGCACUUAAUUAAGGAUUUUUUGUUAUCUUUUAUUUGCAAAAUAAUCAGUGUAUUUUUUCUGUGAAAAUUUGGUUAUAAUGAGUUAAAUAUUAGGUAACCUUUGGGGAAGAUACUUUGAAUAUUCCACUGUGCUAUUCCUUGAGGGGGCCUGGAGAAAUGAGAG
Molecule: messenger RNA, 4149 nt
Organism: Oryctolagus cuniculus (rabbit)
Lineage: Eukaryota; Metazoa; Chordata; Mammalia; Lagomorpha; Leporidae
Gene: SLC36A4
Product: solute carrier family 36 member 4
Biological process (GO): L-alanine transport; amino acid transmembrane transport
Cellular component (GO): vacuolar membrane
Molecular function (GO): L-alanine transmembrane transporter activity; L-proline transmembrane transporter activity
Source: RefSeq, a predicted model, not a curated record